CUUCCAACUACCACAAUGGGCAAGACGAGUUUCACCUCCAAUCCCUAUCCAAACCUAAAGCUCACCGAAGCAGAUCGGGAGAGCCUGCUACGACUGGAGUCGGAUAUGAUUCUAGAAGUCUUCCCGAAAUACGAAGAGUUCGUAGUCGUCGAUAAACGAAAGGUGAAGCGUGCGCAAUGGAAGGCCAUCGGUGACGACAAUAACCUCCACGUCUACGUAGAACGAGAAGAUUAUAACAACAGCCUCGAAGAUGACAUUCCCAUUCAAGAACCCAACGAUAGUUGGCAGAAACACAUGCCUAUCAUCCUCGCUGUGGGGACUUUCGAGGGAGAAUUAAACGACCUCAUGUUCGGUACUGUGAACCCGACACAGGAGAUCAUGCGGGUCAAGGCCUCGUAUGUCAAGGACUACAGCGACGGCGCAGUACUUGCCAACAUCAUCGUACCAACCGUGGAAGACCCUUUCCGUUCUGUAUCCAUCAAAUGGACCCAGAUCAACCUCCCACUCAACCAGACUGGACUGAUUCAAAACCGCGACUUUGUCUGUCUAGAAGCGACUGGUAUUCUACAUUUCGCGAACGGGGACCGCGUCGGCUACCAGCUUCUUCAUUCCAUCGACUUCCCAAACACUCAGCCACUCCCCGGAACGAUCCGUGCUCGCCACAAGAUCAUCGGUUUCUAUCGACAAAUCAGCCCCAACGUCAUCGACACGUACGCCUUCGAUACUGUCCAUCCUGGCGGUAAAGUGUUCCGAUCGGUGGCUCUAAAAGCCUCAGCUGAAGCGCUACUUUCCACCACAAACUACGUCAUCUGUGGCCAAGCCAAGAAGCUCACGUGGAGGCUACAACACCGCCAAGCGGAGACUCGAUCGUUCCGUCAUCGAAGCAGCACCCGCAGUGUGCUCGGUGACAAAUCUUGUACAGCUUGUGCUCGAAAUCUGGCGCCUGGAAGUUUCGGGUUCCCUAGAGUGGCGACUUUGCGGAAGAGUGUGUGUAAACUCUGUAUGAACCCUGUAUGCCACAAGUGCAAACGUCCCAAAGGGAUCAGCUUCCUCACUCCGGAUGGGAAGCUUCUUCGACACAAAAUCACAUUCUGUGUCAUGUGUAUGAGUGAAGUCACGCAAAUGGAUGCAUUGCCAGCAGCACGCGACCAAGCGGAAGGAUACCAGGCCUACAACGUCAUGGCUUCACUUUCCGGAUCCGACAUCCUAUCGGACGAUCUGGACGUAUGAGGGACCUCAGCAAUGUAGCCAUGAGGAAGGGUUGUUAUUGUCCGGAUAAAUGUAUUGAGUUGUUCGCA
This is a messenger RNA of Phytophthora nicotianae INRA-310, 1298 nucleotides long. RefSeq lists its product as hypothetical. Bases 16 to 1230 code for a protein of 404 amino acids. The transcript has a single exon. The record is from RefSeq and is a predicted model, not a curated record. Lineage: Eukaryota; Oomycota; Peronosporomycetes; Peronosporales; Peronosporaceae.